CAGUAACUUUGUCUUCAGUUUCCGGUUAAACCAAAGGCAACUUGUUUAUGGGAAAGAAGUGAACGACUUGAAUGAUGUUUCUGGUGGGACUAACAGGAGGGAUAGCUUCAGGGAAAAGCACGGUAUCCUCAAUGCUGAGAGAGCUCGGCUGUCCCGUCAUCGAUGCCGAUGUCGUUGCCAGACAAGUGGUGGAACCCAACAGCUCAGCAUACUGCCGCAUUGUGCAACACUUUGGCCAGGAAGUCCUUCUUGAGAAUGGAGAGAUCGACCGGCAGAAGCUCGGCCAGAUCAUCUUCACUAGUGCAGAAAAGCGACGCCUGCUCAACUCCAUCACUCACCCGGAGAUCCACAAGGCCAUGCUCAAGCACAUUCUUCUCUACUUCCUCCGAGGAUACCACUACAUCAUCCUGGAUGUGCCGCUGCUGUUUGAGACACGCCGCCUCACACGCUUCCUUAAUCACACAGUUGUGGUGUACUGUGACCCCACCACUCAGCUGUCACGCCUGAUGCAGAGGGACAGCUUGACCCAGCAGCAGGCAGAGCAGCGCAUUGCUGCUCAGAUGCCCCUGAACGAGAAGCGCGGGCUGGCUAACCAUGUCAUUGAGAACUCAGGCAGCCGUGAGGACACCCUUAGACAGGUUCUCAGGCUGCACUCCAAGCUGGAGGACUCGAUGGAAUUCCUAGUGGUGAGGGGUCUGGCAGUCGCUUUAGCACUGGGACUCGGAGGCUUGCUUCUCUAUACAGUAAAGUUGUUGGGAUCAUAGCACUGAGUACAUCUUUAUUAGGCUAUAGAAAUCACUACUUUGCGUUGCAGUGCAGUUUAGUAUUCCUAAUUGUGCAAUGUGCACUGAAACACAACUUUUUAAAAUAUUUAUAUUAAUACGAAUUAGAUUUUUUAUUUUUAUUGAAUGUCGGUGGACAAUUUUUAAAGAUUUUUGGUGUUAGCUGCUGAUGUUUGACAGAAAGAUCAGAGCAAUGUUGACAUCUCAUGCUACUGUCUCAUUCCUACGACUCAGUUGUCGUGUAAUCUAGUGGUGUGGAACUUUUUAAUAUGAUCUGCAAAGUGUUUCAUGUUAGUUUUGCUACAUUAUUCCUCUCAAAAUUAAUAUCGAAAAUACAGAUACUAUAUAUAUUUAUGUUUCACCUAAUAAACAAAACCACUAUAAAGCUCAUGAGUGUUUUUAUUUAGAGUUAUUAGGAGUAUAGAUCAGGUAUUGCAGCAACCUUCACCACUAGAUGGGGAUGCAAUACAUCUGUACAGUUAACACAAACCAGGCUAGCAAAGUUUCUCUUAAAGCUGGACAGACGAGGAGAACUUUUGUAUCAGUUUUAUAGCACAAAAUACAAAU
This is a messenger RNA of Scleropages formosus (Asian bonytongue), 1349 nucleotides long. It is a transcript of the gene dcakd, whose product is annotated as dephospho-CoA kinase domain containing. Gene Ontology annotation, molecular function: ATP binding; dephospho-CoA kinase activity. NCBI's taxonomy places the organism in Eukaryota, Metazoa, Chordata, Actinopteri, Osteoglossiformes, Osteoglossidae. The record is from RefSeq and is a predicted model, not a curated record. The transcript is spliced from 5 exons. Bases 72 to 764 code for a protein of 230 amino acids. Gene Ontology annotation, biological process: coenzyme A biosynthetic process.